Molecule: messenger RNA, 1290 nt
Organism: Closterium sp. NIES-65
Lineage: Eukaryota; Viridiplantae; Streptophyta; Zygnematophyceae; Desmidiales; Closteriaceae
Source: the annotation of a GenBank genome assembly
AUGUACGAUCGGAUAAGGGAGAAGCUGUGCGAAGACGUAAGCGUUGAGCUGGAUGAUACGGAUGAUGCUGAACCUGUGCGAUGCACGGGGCAACUUGUCUCCCUGCGCCGCGCGCCUGAGAUGGGCGUGCCUGGGCUGCACCAGAUGGGCGUGCCUGGGCUGCACCAGAUGGGCGUGCCUGGGCUGCACCAGAUGGGCGUGCCUGGGCUGCACCAGAUGGGCGUGCCCGAGAUGGACGUGACUGAGUUGCACCAGCUGCUGCUGGCGCAGCAGGCAGCGGGUGGGGGAGAGGGAUUGGGGACGAACGGGGAGGCGGAUGGGGGAGUGGGGAGAGGGGAAGUUGGGGAAGGGGGCUUGAGAGGCGAGGCAGGAGGAGGGGAAGCAGCAGUGGGAGGGGGAGAGAGUGGGCGGGGUGGGCGGCGGGUAGUGGUGGUGGACACACGUACAGAGGAGGAAUCAGCAGUGUCGAUGAUUCCGGGCGGCACACUGAAGCAGAGCGACUUUGAGCGGCAGAUGGGACGAUUCAGCGAUCACCAAGUCGUGUGCUACUGCACCAUAGGCUAUCGCAGCGGCAACUAUGCUCGCAUGCUGCACUCGCACCACAGCAUGCACGCAGCCAACCUCAAGGGUUCCAUCCUCGCGUGGACCCACCACCGCCUCCCCCUCACCUCCCUCUACCACCCUCAAACCGGCUCUGGCCCGCUCCCCAUCCUUUCCCACGCCAACACAAGUGCCAACACCAGCACCGCACAUGAGUCAACCUCCCAGCACGAUUCAACUGCUGCGUGUGGAGCUGGAGCAAGAGGAAAGGGAGCAACGGGCUCUGGUGCUGCCACUGAUCUGCCAGUGCUGCCCUUGGGAUUGGGCGCCACCACGCGCGUGCAUGUGUACUCACCCAAGUACGAGCUGCACGCAGAUGGGUACCAGCCGAGCAGCAGCGGGGUCACGGUGGAGCAGCAGGGGAAGGGGAAGGGCGGAAUGGGAACGGGGGGCGGUGGUGGUGGUGGUCCCUCUGACGCCCAUGCUGCCAUGGCGCUCAUUAACGAGACUGCUUCAAACGAGGAUGGAAGAUCAGGAGAAGCAGAAAAGGCGAGGGGAGAGGAGGAAGCAAGGAUGGAGAAGGUGGAUAAGAGCAGCGACAGAAAGAGGAGAGGAGAGGCGGGUGGGAGGGAGAAGGGCGAGCAGGAGUCAGUUGGCAUGACACGCCAGCAGUGGGAGUUGGUAGCGCAGGUGGAUGGCAGUGGUCGGCUGGUUCCCGUGCAUGUGAGACGAGUGGGGUCGUCAGGGUGA